CUUCAUUAAUACUCUCAAGGCUCACGUUUUGCCAUGUCCUCCUCACCCAAGUCUUUCUUCUUUCUUCUUUCUCUCUUCACACACCUCUCUUCACGGAUCAUAUAAACAAUAAAUUCGCAGUCAUAUCUUUCGUCGAAUGAAUCUUUGAACAUAUUUCCUAGAAACCCGGCAAAGCAAAAUACUGUUUUUUCUCUCAUUAAACUUCUUCUUCUUCUUCUUCCUCUGCUUCUUUCCUCUGUUUCUUCCUCUGUCACUGUUCUGUACUGAAAUCUUUUUUACUUACAAGAACAAGAAAGCUUUUGUCUUUUAGCUCUUUUACAAGGAGGAAGAGCAAGCAUAGAGAGAAUAGUAUCUUCUUUCACAGUCUCAUUCAUAUGGCUUCAAUAAACGAUAUUGGAGUAGCAGCAGCAAUCAAUAUAGUCACAGCAUUCGCUUUUCUCUUAGCUUUUGCUAUAUUCAGGAUUCAACCUGUAAAUGACAGAGUCUAUUUUCCUAAAUGGUAUCUCAAGGGCUUAAGAACUAGCUCUAUACAAACCGGUGGCUUUGGAAGCAAAUUUAUCAACUUGGACUUCAGGUCCUACGUUCGAUUCCUUAACUGGAUGCCUGAAGCAUUAAAAAUGCCAGAACCGGAGCUCGUUGAUCAUGCUGGACUUGACUCUGUUGUCUACUUGAGGAUCUACUUACUCGGGCUCAAGAUCUUUUUCCCGAUAGCUUGUGUUGCUUUUACGACAAUGGUGCCUGUUAAUUGGACAAACAAGGGAUUGGAUGGGUUAAGGCAUACUAAUAUAAGUUUCAGUGAUAUUGAUAAGCUCUCUCUAUCAAAUUUACCGAAUGGGUCAUCAAGAUUUUGGGUGCAUUUGUGCGUGGCUUACGCUAUCACCUUUUGGACAUGCUUUAUCCUGAAAAGAGAGUACCAAAAUAUAGCUUUAAUGAGGCUACAGUUUCUUGCAAAUGACCAAAGGAGACCUAACCAGUUCACUGUGCUGGUAAGAAACAUUCCUGCAGAUCCUCAUGAAUCAAUCUGUGAACUUGUUGAACAUUUCUUCAAGGUCAAUCAUCCAGAUCACUACCUCACUUUCCAGGCAGUCCAUGAUGCAACCAAACUCUCAGAAUUGGUUCUGACGAGGAAACAAAUGCAGAAUCUGCUUGAUUACAAUAUAAACAAACACGUGAGAAAUCUAAAUAAAAGGCCAAAAAUUAAGAUGGGAUUUCUUGGCUGCUUUGGUGAAGAAGUAGACGGAAUCAAGUACUACACGUCUGCUGUCGAGGGUCUAACCAGAGAAAUCUCUGAGGAGAAACAGAGGUUAAGGACCGGCACAAAGUCCAUAGUGCCUGCAGCGUUUGUAUCUUUCAAGAGCCGUUGGGGAGCAGCGGUUUGUGCUCAAACUCAACAGACAAGAAACCCAACAGAGUGGCUAACCGAGUGGGCUGCGGAGCCACGUGACAUAUACUAUGACAAUCUGGCAUUGCCAUAUGUCGACCUUAAGAUAAGAAGGCUCAUAGUUGGUGUAGCAUACUUUUUCCUCACCUUCUUCUUCAUGAUACCAAUAGCGUUUGUACAGUCACUGGCCAACAUUGAAGGCAUAGAGAAGGCUUUUCCUUUCUUGAAGCCCCUUAUAGAAGUGGACUUGUUAAAGUCAAUCAUCCAAGGUUUCCUUCCAGGAAUCGCCUUGAAGAUCUUCCUCCUUUUCCUCCCAAGAAUACUGAUGCAAAUGUCCAAAUUCGAAGGUUUCGUCAGCACAUCCUCAUUAGAAAGAAGAGCCGCAUCUAGAUUCUACAUGUUCCAGUUUAUUAAUGUUUUCCUUGGAAGCAUAGUCACCGGGACUGCGUUUCAACAGCUCAACAAAUUCCUUAACCAAUCUGCAAACGAUAUUCCAAAGACAAUUGGCGUCUCGAUUCCAAUGAAAGCAACCUUCUUUAUAACAUACAUAAUGGUGGAUGGAUGGGCAGGUGUUGCUGGGGAGAUACUGAGGUUGAAGCCGCUCAUAAUCUAUCAUCUAAAGAACUCGUUCCUCGUGAGAACUGAGAAAGAUAGGGAAGAAGCAACUGAUCCUGGAACCAUAGGAUUCAACACCGGUGAGCCUCAAAUACAGCUAUACUUUCUUCUCGGUCUCGUUUAUGCAGCAGUUAGCCCCAUCCUUCUUCCCUUUAUCCUCGUCUUUUUCGGCCUAGCUUAUGUAGUGUACCGUCAUCAGGUAAUAAAUGUUUAUAACCAAAAGUAUGAGAGUGCAGGGAAGUUCUGGCCUGAUGUUCACAGGCGUGUUGUGACAGCGCUGAUCGUGUCCCAGCUGCUCUUGAUGGGUCUUCUAAGCACCAAACACGCUUCUAAGUCCACUCCUUUGCUUCUUGUGCUACCUAUGCUGACCAUUGGGUUCCACAUACACUGCAAAUGCCGUUACCAACCUGCUUUCGUCACAUAUCCUCUACAGCAGGAAGCUAUGAUCAAAGAUACACUGGAACGCACACGUGAACCAAAUCUAAACCUCAAGGCUUUCCUUCGAGAUGCGUAUGCCCACCCAGAGUUCAGGGUUGGAGAAGAUAUAGACGAAGAGAUGGGCAUGACGAAGGCAAAGUCUGAUAUGUCACCAGAGUUAGUGGCCACUAGGCGUGGCUCAUGGAGGAACACUCCUUUGCCUAGCAAAAACAGCUACCCUAAUUCACACUGAUAGUUGUUUUGUUUAUACCUCCAAUGGUAAUUCUUUUAUGUUCUAAAGAAGUUUUCCCUUCAUUGGAAAAAUGUAUAUAAAUCUUCAGGUCAAUACCAUCUACGAUUACAUUGAUUUCA
Capsella rubella is the source of this 2785-nucleotide messenger RNA. Its product is annotated as CSC1-like protein At4g15430. The coding region runs from base 375 to 2666 and encodes 763 amino acids. Gene Ontology annotation, molecular function: calcium-activated cation channel activity. The record is from RefSeq and is a predicted model, not a curated record. The transcript is spliced from 12 exons. Gene Ontology annotation, cellular component: plasma membrane. Lineage: Eukaryota; Viridiplantae; Streptophyta; Magnoliopsida; Brassicales; Brassicaceae.